Molecule: messenger RNA, 1677 nt
Organism: Cyclospora cayetanensis
Lineage: Eukaryota; Apicomplexa; Conoidasida; Eucoccidiorida; Eimeriidae
Exons: 5
Coding region: 1-1677 (558 amino acids)
Molecular function (GO): ATP-dependent diacylglycerol kinase activity
Source: RefSeq, a predicted model, not a curated record
AUGACCUUUCCGGCGCCGAUGCUUCCAGCCCGUGUCUCUUCAUGUAGGGCUCCUCUGAGUUUGUCUCGAUCUACCAUACAGAUCUUGUUGCUUUUUUUGGUUUUUGUGGUGCCUGAUAAAGCGGAAAUUGCGACUGGUGCUAAAGGCGUUGAGCAUAGGGUAUCACUACCCACUGCAGGUUCUCAACGGGGGGAUGCUGUGGAUCCAACCGCCACAACGGUUGUUGAACCCGUGCCAUCUUUGGAGGCUGAUGAUUUUUCAACAGCGUCUCUUCCUCCUCUGUCUGGCUUGCCAGAAAUCCCUUCCGAGGAGCCAGAGGGGCAAAAGGCCGAGGACCUCGUAAUUCCGCGCACUCGUGCCGAAGCCGAGGUCGAGGCAGCAAAAUGGGUUUGCGGUGCCAGAACAGAGCUGUAUUUCUUAUUCGCAAAUCCCGUCUCUGGCAGCCGUCUUGGGGCCAAGUUUCUUCAAACGCUGCCAAUGGGAACGGCGACAAGUGGCUGCGUUGAGCUAAAAAUUUUCUCGCAGACGGACUCGCAAUCCGAGCACUUAGGCAUCCAGCACAUUAUACAAGCAGUAGAGACUGUUAAACAGCUACGGUCAGCGGAAACAACCCAGAAUGGCUCGUCGCCUGCUUCCCUUGUACCACUGGAGAAGCGGGUAAGGGUUAUAGCGGUGGGAGGAGACGGCGCCUUCACAUGGAUGAUGAUGGCUAUCUCUAAGGCAGGAACUGACAUGGAAUGGGUGGCUUCUGGCAUUAUUCCCUCGGGAACAGGGAACGACUUGGCCCACACCUAUGGAUGGGUCAAUGCCGGUUUCCCCUCACAUGCUCCUCUCAGUGACAAGAAUAUUCAAAGAUUGCUCUCCACCCUCCGGUCCUCCGAGCUCUUAUUUCAUGACUUUUGGAAAGUUACGGUCGUUACGGAUUCCGAAUCCGGCAGCUUUAACAAGUGGAGCUCCAGAGACCACAGAUCAGUGGUUUUAGGCAGUGACAGACAUGGAGGGCGGACCACGAAACGCUUCAUCAUGAGCAACUACUUUGGGAUCGGGUUCGAAGGUUUGGUGGGCUCGGUUUUUGACCGUAUGCGUGGCAAGUCUCGUUUUUGGAACCGUCUAGUGUAUGGCCUUCUCUUCUUGCGGUUUGCGAGCACGGACCUGGAGGUCUGUUCAGCCAUCGAUACCAUAUACACCCUCAGAGCCAGCGGUCUUCUGGCUGUGCUCUCCAACAACCCGAAGUACAAGAAAGUGCCUCGACUUAUGCCGUGCGUUUCUUUAACGUUUCUCAACACGAGAACCAUUCUUGGAGGCCUCGAACUGUGGAGGCCUACAGUGAAAGUGGGCGUGCUGCCCCCUGCCGACCCCGCAGUUUUGCCACAGUUCGAACAUUUCUAUCACCAGCUGUUGACCGCGGAAUCAAGCACCGGAGACGGCAUGCUCGAGGUGCUUUCUAUGGAGUCUACGGCAGAUUAUUUUAACGCACAAGUUGUCGGCGCAAACGCGGCGCGACGAAUACUGCAAGGCUCUGGCCCAUUUAUGCUAACAUUCAGAGAUAACAUCUCGAUGGCCAUCCAAGUUGACGGCGAGUUUUACCUCUGCGAAAACAUUCGGAGCAUUUCCAUCCAGAAGUUUGGUUCUUACGGGAUCCUCAAGUACGCUGGGCACAAUGAAAGUCAAACGUGA